This is a messenger RNA of Chaetomium fimeti, 1958 nucleotides long. Its product is annotated as cytochrome P450. The record is from RefSeq and is a predicted model, not a curated record. Gene Ontology annotation, molecular function: monooxygenase activity; heme binding; oxidoreductase activity, acting on paired donors, with incorporation or reduction of molecular oxygen. Lineage: Eukaryota; Fungi; Ascomycota; Sordariomycetes; Sordariales; Chaetomiaceae. The transcript is spliced from 2 exons. Bases 227 to 1768 code for a protein of 513 amino acids.
CAUCGUGUAAGUGACUGCGAUGCACUCAUGCGCGUGGAGCUGCCUCUUCCCGCCCUCUCCUGCUUCGCCGAUGAAACCUACGGGGUUUGUUCGCCUCCCCGCUCCGCGUUUAAAUCGUUUGACAUGCGUCCCCUAAUCUGCUCACCUCUUCUUUGGAACUGUUCAACUGAGGCCAGCUCGUGCGAAACUUGGGACGGAAAGAGACAUCUGGCAAACAUCUGGCGCCAUGCUCAUCACUAGCAUCUCGUCCCUCGCGGUGUGGUCUGCCGGGGCUUUCGUCGCCUGGUACGUCGUCACAGCUUUGAUAAGCUUGUACCGAACGCGACACAUCCCCGGCCCGUUCUUGGCCCGCUUCUCCUACGUCUGGCAUCUCUACAAGUUCGCCCUCAACGGGCACGGCGGGCCGCUGUACGAAGACCUCCACAACCGGUACGCCGAUGGCGGGCCCUUGGUCCAGAUUGCGCCUGGCUACGUCGUCACCAACGACCCCGACAUCCUGCGGCGCAUCUCGGCGCCGCGGAGCCAGUACCCCCGCCACGAAUGGUGGCGGGGCGGCCGCUUCCACCCGGAUUACGAAAAUAUCGCCUGCCUCAUCGACACGGGGGAACAUGACGCCAUGAAGGCCAAAACAGCCAGCGGAUACAGCGGCCGCGAGGUCGGCUCCGACUUUGAGGUCGCCAUUGACGAGCAAGCCCUUGCGCUGAUGUCCCUCAUCCGUCGCAAAUACCUCUCCGUGGCCGACAAUAUCAACGCCAUCGACUUCUCCGUCCUCACGCGCUACUUCACUCUCGACGUCAUCACCCGACUUGGCUACGGCAAAGCUUUCGGCCAUCUCGACAACGGCGAAGAUGUGGUUGGCUACAUUGAAGGCGUCGACGACGUCAUGAAAUUUAUGGCCAUUGUCCUCGACGUGCCUCUUAUCCGCCGGCUCGUCUUCACCCCCAUCGGCCUGCGUUUUCUCGGCCCCAAGGCAACAGACCGCACCGGCCCCGGCCGCGUGCAGGGCGUCAUCCACAAGAUCGUGUCGGAGCGCUUCGAGGAGAAGAACAAGUCCAAGACGUGGAACGACAUGGUCGGCGGCUUCAUGCGCAACGGCCUCACCCAGCACCAGAUCGAAGGCGAAGCCAACCUGCAGAUCCUCGCCGGCUCCGACACCACUUCCAACGCUCUUUGCAGCGCCAUCCUCCACCUCGCCACCAGCCCGCGCGCAUAUUCCAAGUUCAAGGCCGUCAUCCGCGACGCCAUCGCCUCGGGUCUCGUCGCCCCCGAUAAGCCCAUCACCUUCAAGGCGGCGCUCGAACUCCCCUACCUUCAGGCCGUCAUCUGGGAAGCCCUGCGCAUGCGGUUUCCGGCCAACUACGGCCAUUACAAGAAGGUACCCCCGGGGGGUGACACCAUCGAUGGCAUCUUCCUCCCCGGCGGAACGGCCAUAGGCCAUAAUUCCAUGGCGGCGACGCGCAACGCAAAGGUGUUUGGCAAGGAUGUGCAUGUGUUCCGGCCGGAGCGGUUCAUGGAGCCCGAGUGUGAUGCCGAGUUGAAGGCGUAUCGGACCAGGAGCGUGGAUAUCCUGUUUGGUGGGGGGAGGUGGAUGUGCAGUGGGAAGCAGAUUGCUAUGUUUGAGCUGAAUAAGGUUAUUUUUGAGUUGAUGAGGCAGUUUGACUUUCAGGUUGCGAAUCAUCAGAGGCCGUGGUCGGAGCUCCACUAUGGGUUGCCGAGGUUUGUGGAUAGUUAUGUCAAGAUUACGGAGGCGGAUGCGAGCAUGUCAUGAUGAGAGGAAGGAGGAUAAGGUUAUAUGUGGACUGAACAUAGGGUUUCUAUUUGGAGAUUGACUCAUGACCUGGAGGGACGCACGUGAAACUACAUGUAUUGACUGGAAUAGCAUAUGGGAGCAUAUAUCGGGGCAACAAGUAGCUUAGGUACGAACUGAAUCAGAAUGACAUAUUGCAACAGGUCAAAAA